This is a messenger RNA of Chanos chanos (milkfish), 2117 nucleotides long. Its product is annotated as homocysteine-responsive endoplasmic reticulum-resident ubiquitin-like domain member 2 protein. Gene Ontology annotation, molecular function: protein binding. The record is from RefSeq and is a predicted model, not a curated record. The transcript is spliced from 9 exons. NCBI's taxonomy places the organism in Eukaryota, Metazoa, Chordata, Actinopteri, Gonorynchiformes, Chanidae. Gene Ontology annotation, biological process: endoplasmic reticulum unfolded protein response. Bases 57 to 1139 code for a protein of 360 amino acids.
CAGUGUCACGGGAACAGAUAAGAGUAAAAGUAAGAAGGAGAGAGCAGGCCCCGCCGAUGGUGGGGGAGAUGGCCCACGAUGCCAGCAAUAGCCCAGUCACCGUUGUCAUCAAAGCAGCCAGUCAGAAAUAUGAUGACCAGACCAUCCACUGUUUCAUGGGCUGGACCGUGGAGAAAUUAAAACGCCAUCUGUCCGAGGUCUACCCCAGCAGACCAAACCCGAAAGACCAGCGGCUGGUGUAUGCGGGGAAACUGCUGCAGGAUCCUAUGGCACUGAAAGAUGUGUUCAGAGAGCAGCGCGAGUUUCACAUGUUGCACCUGGUAUGUACUUCACACACACCUCCGACAUCCCCUCUGCCCAGCAAGACUAAGAAAAACCCAGCAGAUGGAGGCAGCUCUGCUGAGCCUGUCUCUGCUCAGGGCAGUGAACACGCUGUAGCACAGGGAGGACACAGUGAACCCAACCAACACCCAGGCCCUGUCCACAACCACCCACCACAUGGUCCCACACCGCAAGGAUGGGGCCAGUAUUUGGGGCAGGCAGGUGUGCCUCUCUACCCCCUGUAUACCCCUGGGUCCCUCCUGUGGUGGCAGCAGGUCUAUGCCUGGCAGUACUACACACACUAUCAGAUGUGGAUUGCCUCUACCUCCAGGAUAGCCACACCCUCCUCUAGGGCGGUUCCAAUGGGAGAGGAGCAAAAUGUGGUCCCAGACAAUAUAGCGGGGGAGGUUCCUAAUGAAGAGGAAGUGAACCGUGAUUGGAUGGACUGGGUGUAUACCGGGUCCCGUGCUGUCAUUCUUCUCAGUAUUGUCUAUUUCUACUCCUCCUUCAGCCGCUUCCUCAUGGUGACAGGAGCCAUGCUGCUGCUCUACCUGCACCAAGUGGGAUGGCUGCCCUUUAACCUGGAGCAUGAACUGCAGAACCUUGGGGAACCAGCCAAUCAGGAGGAGAGAGAGGCGGAGCCCCGGAAUGAGCUUCAGGAAAUGGAGCGAGUGAUGGAUGAAGGUGGAGGAAUCGAAGAACAAACGGAGGACCCUCAUGCAGGAGUUCACGCCAGUUUUCUCUCCUCCGCCUGGUCUUUCAUCACCACCUUCUUCUCCUCUCUCAUUCCCGAAGGUUUGCCGAACGCUGCCAACUGAGACACCCUGCCCGAACUCAGCAUCCCACAACUCAAAACACUCAAUAGGCUGUCCUGUCUGCAUUCAGAAAAAAAAACCCCUAACAAACCCAACCAGUACAGGGGCCUGCAGCGUUGACACAGCUCAGGACAGCCUCCCCUCAGCCACACUCCACUCCUCAAAGGCUUUCACCCUCAGACAGAUCAAAGCCAGAGUUUGCUUUAAAGGUGAUCUAAGACGGUUGGAUUUGAAACAGGUGGGAACACUGCAGCGUUGUUUUCUCUGUGAACUGGUUGGGUAGGCGCUUCUCUCUGGAGCAGCUCACAGUAACAAAGCCUGGUGAUCGGCAGUCAUUUACAUUAAAGAAUGUCACGAGUUCCUCUCUAAACACGACAAUGACACAUGACUUACGAUGUGUGUAAUGUGGACUGCAGAAACACAGUUUCAUCAGGGGAGCAAUGUGAACAACGCCAGUGAACCUGUCACCGUUACUCACCUUGUGGUUAAUAGCCAAAGCUGCAUUCAGAGGCUGUACACAGGACCAGUAAGAACAAAACCCACAGAGGGUCUAACCUGGGAAGGCUCAGGACUGCUGUGUCUUCUCGCCCAACCACAGUCUGAACGAAAAAGAGAAUUUAAAAGACUCUUCAACUGUGAACUGAGGGUUGGUGUGAGGGGUACUAUUUGACAAUAUUGUGCAUGCAUCAAAAAUUAUUUAGUGACAGAAAACAUUAUAGAUGGAUGAAAACAGAUUACUUAUUUCUUUUUUAAAGGCACUUUUUAAAUGUCUCUCUCCCUUUAUCCUAACUCAUUGAGUUCAGAUUGAGUGUCAGUGAGAGAGAGUGAAACGUUGCCACAUUGUGUUUAUGUAAAAUACUUACAUGUUUGAAAAUAUGAGUGUAAGAAGCUAAAAAUGAUAGAAAUUGUGUGAGAACCUAAGACUGUUUUUCUUAACCAAAAAAAGCUUUGGAAUAAAGUUCCUCGGUUCCCCACUCUUAA